Symbiodinium natans is the source of this 936-nucleotide messenger RNA. The record is from the annotation of a GenBank genome assembly. NCBI's taxonomy places the organism in Eukaryota, Dinophyceae, Suessiales, Symbiodiniaceae.
AUGCGGAACGACCAUCAGAAAGAUUUUCGGAAUAGGGCAUUCGUGACCGGAGGCAAGACGGGCCACGGUCGACAGCGGUCCGUGGACCUCAACAGCGUAAGAAGCGCUGCACAGGGGCAAGGCAGCAUGUCGGCGUCUACUACCCCGCCGUCAACCACCCCGCCCUCCGGCCUCCAGGCCCAGCCUGGUGAGAUCCUCCUUGACUUUGAGAGCAAGGAGGCAGCGGAAAAGGAGCUGCUGAUGCUGAGAAAUGUGGCGGCCAAGAAGGAUCAGGAGUGGGCCAACCUUAAGCUGGAGGCCUACCGGCACCGCGUCAUCCGGAAGGACAGCCGCAAGCUUGUUGACGAGCUUCACAUGGCGCAGAGACAGCUCUUAGAGGAGCAGGAGGCAGCCAAAGAGGCGCGCGCUGAGGCCGAGCGUUGGAAGGCCCAGGUGGAGCAAUACAGGCAUCAGGUGGAACACUUGCGCGCCUCCGCCGACAAAGCCGCGGGGCUCACGAAGGAGCUGAAAGAGGCCCAGGCGCAACAAGCGGCAUUGGAGGUUGAGACAAAGCAGUGGCGCGCCACGGCCGAGGAGCUGCGACGGAAGCUCGAGGCCGUGGAGAAAGAGAGAGAAGUCGACCUGCAAAUGCACAUGCAGCAGGCACAGAGCCAGCUCAGCCCUGCGAGCCACGGGCCAAAGGUGUCGGCGUCGCUCAAUGGCCACACUCCCCAGAAGGCGCCUUCGGCAGCCCAGUUGACUGAGAACUUCCACGAGAGAUCGGCCAAAGCAGGUCGCCCGAGGAAGAAUCUCCGCAUGGUUCCCAUGUUGAAUGGCAGCGUUGAGUUGACUCCCGGCAGUGUGACAAGGUACUGCGAUGCCCCGAGUUCCCAGGGUGCCGCGCCGUCGCACCCGCGGAGCCGUGAACUUGAUGAAGACGUGGGCGCUCUGUCUUAG